UAUCAAUGGUGGCGGAGAGAGGGUCUUUUGAAACGUAAAAAACGUGAAAAGUUGUUCUUCAAACGACAAAAUGCCUCCCGUUAGUGCAACUACAGAAGAAAAUAAAGAUGGAAGCGAACCAGCGCCAUCAAAACCAACUAUUGGUAUUAUUUAUCCGCCGCCAGAAGUGAGGAAUAUUGUUGACAAAACUGCAAGCUUUGUUGCAAGAAAUGGUCCUGAGUUUCAGACAAGGAUCAGGCAAAAUGAACAAAAUAACCCAAAAUUCAACUUCUUGAACACGGGUGAUCCAUACCAUGCUUAUUACCAACACAAAGUCAAAGAAUUUAAGGAGAAUGAGGGCAAAAUUCCUGAACCAGUCAUUCAACCACUCAUGUCCAUACCAACAACUAAGAUCAAGCCUGCAGUUACAGGACCCCAAAUGACCAUUGUUGAACCAGAAGUCCCCACUGAACCACCACCAGAAUAUGAAUUUCUUGCAGAUCCUCCCAGCAUAUCAUCCUUGGACUUGGACAUUGUGAAGCUGACUGCUCAGUUUGUGGCAAGAAACGGACGACAAUUUCUAACAAACCUCAUGAACCGAGAACAGAGGAAUUAUCAGUUUGAUUUCCUGCGACCCCAACACAGCCUGUUUAAUUAUUUCACAAAAUUAGUGGAGCAGUACACAAAGGUAUUGAUUCCACCAGGAAAUAUUAAGGAGAGAUUGAAAGAGAAAACUGAAGAUCCUUUUAAGAUUCUGGAGAAUGUUAAUUAUCGCGUCAGAUGGGCCAGACACAGGGAACAGGAGAAACAGAAAGUAGAAGAUGAGAAAGAAAAGGAAAGAGUAUCAUUUGCUCAAAUUGACUGGCACGAUUUUGUUGUCGUCGAAACUGUUGAGUUCAAAGACAAUGAAAUGGGUAAUCUACCUCCGCCUGUAACACUGGAACAGCUUGGGGCAAGGAUCUUAGAUCAAGAAAGAUCAGGAACUGAUAAGGGGAAAGACAUGGAAGGAGAGACCAAAGGCAAAGAUGAUGAGUACGAUAUGAUGGAUAUUGAGAUGGAAGACGAAGACGAAUCACAACCACCACCACCCCCUAAGGACACUCAAAGAGACAACCGUCCCCCGUCGCCCCCUCGCCCACAAGAGCCUCCACCACCCCAACCUCCCCUUCCACCCAUGGCACCUGGUACAAACAUCCAGAUUCGUAAAGACUACAACCCGAAACAAGUCAGAGCACCUGGAACGGUCCCCCCUGAUAACUACCUCAUUUCACCGAUAACCGGGGAGCGCGUACCACCUCAGGAGUUUGAUGAACACAUGAAGAUUAGUUUGUUGGAUCCCAAAUGGAAGGAACAAAGGGAUAGAUUUGAAGCCGAGAAGAAACAACAGGAGACUGUCUUUGCAUCAGGUUCCUCGAUGGAGAGCAAUUUGAAACAUAUCGCAGAGCGCCGUACUGACAUUUUCGGUAAGGGCGAUGUUGAGACAUUCAUCGGUCAGAAGUUUGGGGAAGAGGAUGUCAAACAGCCCGAAAAGGUCACGUGGGAUGGACAUACUGCAUCGAUUAGUGCGACUGCGCAGAAAGCUGCGGCUGGCAUUUCAUUGGAGGAACAGAUCGAGCAGAUUCACAAACAAAUUGGCAUGGUACCUGACAAAGAAAAAGAAGCGAUUGGUCCAAAGCCUUCAAAUAACCCCCCACCACCUCCUCCUCAUAUGCAACUGCCACGUCCCCCACCUCUCAAUCAAUCUUUAGCCAGACCACCCCCUCCCCCGGGAUUCCCAUCCAUGCCAAACAUGCCUCGUAUGCCACCGCUGGAACAAAGAAACCAACCACCACCACCUCAAAUGAUGAGACCACCCGUACCUCCCCCACAAAGAUUUAUGGGUAUUCCUCCUCCAAUGCAACCUCCACCAUUCAUCCGCCCGGAUGUGCAGGCUGCACCCCCAGUCAUCCAACCCGACGAGCCCGCGGCUAAGAAGUCGAAGGUCGACGCUGGACCAGAAGCUAAUCUUAUUCCAGAGAACAUCUUCUUACAAAAACAUCAAGGCUCCGUCAGGUUCCAAGUGCAAGUGCCUGAUAUUCCCGACAAAACUGAAUGGAAAUGUCAGGGACAGAAGAUCUCCUUGACUCUACCUUGGACGGAUCCGGUUUCUGUUAUCAAAGCCAAGCUACACGAAGAGAUUGGAAUGCCUGCAGGAAAACAGAAACUUCAACUUGAGAGUAUGUUUAUCAAAGAUUCCAACACAUUGGCCUACUACAACUUCUCACCUGCGAGCGUCGUUCAAUUACAAGUCAAGGAACGUGGUGGACGAAAGAAAUAGAUCAUGCUAUACGCAUGUCAGGUAAUGGAGAGGAAACUCACCGAGCAUAUUGAAAGAUACUACGUUAGUGUAGAAGACUAUGAACUACAGGAGGAAGCUAGGUUGGCAGUAGUAGAAGAUAUAAGACUAACCUACCUUGAGUAAAUAUACACAACAAAAGUAAGGCGAAAAUGUUUUCCCUUUGUAUAUAAAUGCAACUCAUUUUAACUUGAAA
This is a messenger RNA of Dendronephthya gigantea, 2510 nucleotides long. Its product is annotated as splicing factor 3A subunit 1-like. The record is from RefSeq and is a predicted model, not a curated record. Lineage: Eukaryota; Metazoa; Cnidaria; Anthozoa; Malacalcyonacea; Nephtheidae. Gene Ontology annotation, biological process: mRNA cis splicing, via spliceosome; regulation of alternative mRNA splicing, via spliceosome. Bases 71 to 2296 code for a protein of 741 amino acids. Gene Ontology annotation, cellular component: U2-type prespliceosome; U2 snRNP; catalytic step 2 spliceosome. Gene Ontology annotation, molecular function: protein binding; RNA binding. The transcript is spliced from 18 exons.